Messenger RNA from Camponotus floridanus (Florida carpenter ant), 2089 nucleotides. Its product is annotated as heparan-alpha-glucosaminide N-acetyltransferase. The coding region runs from base 264 to 1964 and encodes 566 amino acids. The transcript has 12 exons. The record is from RefSeq and is a predicted model, not a curated record. Lineage: Eukaryota; Metazoa; Arthropoda; Insecta; Hymenoptera; Formicidae.
UGAUAUAUAAAGAAAACGCGCAAUUGUGAAAUUGCGAGUCAGCUGUUUGUCAAGCGCGAUCCCAAUCGUGAGACCAAGUAUAUGUAUAAAUGAUCGUUUCAAUAUAUAUUUCUGAUAUAUAUAUUUCUCCGUACUUUCCUAAAUCAUCCGGUGUAUUCGGGUGCAUUUUUUGAAUUGUCAUCGUAGUUAUUUGCUAUGCAUAUGCAACUGCAGUGGAAUCAGAAGAAUUUUUCAAGCUACUGAUAAGAUUUUGACAAAGCAACAUGUCUAUUGCAAAUCAACAUAUAAGCAAUUGUCUCGAUACUAAUGUAUCACUUGGAAUAGACGAAGCAUGCUUUAAUAUCAUUAAUGAAUAUAAUAAAUCUAUUACAUUCUAUUCCCACUCAUCAGAAUGCUAUUUGUGCGAUGGUGUCCCACAAGCUUUACCAGGAAAUAAAAAUACUCCAUUAAUUAUAUCUACAAAAUAUCCUCUACAUAUAUUUUAUAGGAAUGUGCUUGAUAUUUGUCACAUCACGUACAAUUUUAAAGAACAUGGAAGUUAUGGAUGGAAUAUAUCUGAAGAAUAUCUAUGCUCAAAGAUUUAUACGAUUCGUGAGCCAGUAAAUAGUUACUUUCCAAUACUCGCAGCUUUCAUAAUAUAUGUUCUGUUAAUGGUUUUAUGCACAACUUUCAAAUUUGUUAUACGUGUGAUAAAAGGAAAAUUAUCCCCAAAUAAUGUACAUGAUGAUUUGGAUAGACUUCAAGAAGCAGAGACAUCAAAUCCAAUUAUUGGGACAAACAGAUCUAGUACUAGAAUUCGUUCAGUUGACACAUUCCGAGGAAUUGCUAUAUUAUUAAUGAUAUUUGUCAAUAAUCGUGGUGGCGAGUAUGUGUUUUUCAAUCAUAGUGCAUGGAACGGUUUGACAGUGGCAGAUUUAGUACUACCUUGGUUUGCAUGGAUUAUGGGAUUAUCGAUUACUAUAUCGAAACGGUCCGAGCUUCGUGUAUCGAAUUCACGAACAAAAAUUAUUUUGCGUUGCUUGCAGCGCGCGUUUAUCCUCAUACUCCUCGGACUGAUGUUAAACUCCAUUCGUUCAAAUUCGCUGCAGAAUCUUCGUUUUCCGGGUGUUCUUCAAUUGUUGGCUGUAUCAUAUUUCGUAUGCGCCACAAUCGAGACUAUAUUUAUGAGGAUGCAUUCUCAGGACGAUUUGUUACAGUUUGGUCGAUUCACAUUUUUACGAGAUAUUCUAAACAAUUGGGCGCAAUGGUUAAUCAUUUUGGCAAUCGUAGUGACGCAUACUCUAAUUACGUUUCUUCUGCCUGUUCCAAACUGUCCAACAGGAUAUUUGGGGCCUGGUGGUUAUUCUCAUUUUGGAAACUUCCCAAACUGUACUGGAGGCGCAGCUGGUUAUAUAGAUAGACUUGUCUUUGGAAGUCAUAUGUAUAACAAAACAAAAAAUCCCGUGUAUGGUACCAUCUUACCUCACGAUCCCGAAGGUAUAAUGAAUACUGUGUCUAUAAUACUUGUUGUAUACUUGGGUGUCCAUGCUGGAAAGAUCUUAUUACUCUACUAUCAAUGCAAUGCUAGAGUAGUACGCUGGCUAUUAUGGUCAGGUGUUACGGGUAUUAUUGCUGGAUUAUUAUGUAAUUUUGACAAAGAAGGAGGAGUGAUACCAGUCAGUAAAAAAAUGAUGUCACUUUCAUUUGUUUUGACUGUAUCUUGUUUCGCAUUUUUACUAUUUACAAUCUUACAUUUCUUUGUCGAUUAUAAACAAUACUGGAGCGGGGCACCAUUUAUUUAUGCAGGUUUGAAUCCGGUUACUCUUUAUAUUGGUCAUACCAUUACCAUGGGAUUAUUUCCAUGGGCUUGGAAAUUGCUGCAUCCUACACAUUGGUCAGUUCUUGCUAUGAAUUUAUGGACUACAACAUUGUGGAGUAUUAUUGCAUACUGGCUUUAUUGGAAGGAUAUUAUCAUAUCUAUUUAAGUUUAUAAAAAAUGUUAUUAAAUAUUUACAAAGCAACAUCCAUGAAGAAAUAAGUAAGUUUGAGGAUUGUUACACUCAAUAUAGAUAUAUAUGCUUAUAGAAUUAUAUGAAUAAUGAAGUUAUGU